GGCAGUCCGCUCUUUGUAGCUUCGCGUAGGGGCCACAAGCAGAUAGUGCAACUGCUACUUGAAAGAGGCGCCGACGUCAACCUCGUCCUCGAUCGCACAUCCCAGUACCGCACCGCGCUCGAGGCAGCGACAGCGGGACGUGAAGAGGAUAUAGUACAGCUACUGCUCGACAAAGGCGCAACACCAAUCCGCACGUAG
This is a messenger RNA of Dothidotthia symphoricarpi CBS 119687, 198 nucleotides long. RefSeq lists its product as uncharacterized. The transcript has a single exon. The annotation marks the transcript as partial. The record is from RefSeq and is a predicted model, not a curated record. Gene Ontology annotation, molecular function: protein binding. NCBI's taxonomy places the organism in Eukaryota, Fungi, Ascomycota, Dothideomycetes, Pleosporales, Dothidotthiaceae.